CCCUAUACACGAUGUCCGUCGCUAACGCAUCGAACGCCGCCCUCUCUCUGGGACUAGCCGCGCUUGCUUAUGCUCUGUGGAAGCUAGUCCCUUUCGUGUACCGUCUAUGGAUCUCUCCAAUGCGCGAUCUCCCAGGCCCUUCUAAUCCGAGCUGGAUUUAUGGCAACCUCAAACAGAUCCGAAAUUCUGAAGAGGCCGUACUUCAUGAAGCGUGGACCGAGACUUAUGGAAAGACGAUCAAUUACAAGGGAUGGAUGAACACAAAUAGGUUGUACACCGUAGACACACGGGCACUGAGCCACAUCCUCAGCCAUUCUUACGACUAUCCCAAGCCUCACAUAUCACACUUUUUCCUCUCCCGUAUACUUGGAGCAGGUUUAUUGAUUGUUGAAGGAGAACAGCACCGCAUGCAGAGGAGGAUUAUGAACCCUGCUUUCGGUCCCGCUCAAAUCCGAGAGCUGACAGGGAUUUUCGUGGAAAAGUCCAUGCAACUGCGCGAUAUUUGGAGCGCCGAGAUAGCGAAGCACGGCGAGCCCGCUAGAGUGGACGUCCUCAGCGGACUGAGCAAGGCUACCCUUGAUGUCAUCGGCCUAGCUGGCUUCAACUACAAGUUCGACUCACUUAACCCCGAGGGCAAGCCGAACGAACUUAGCGAAGCAUUCAGCAUCAUGUUCGAAUCGCUCUCCGGGGCCGGCGUGCACCUCUUCCGCUUCUUCAAGGCGUACAUCCCUCCGCUUCGUAUCAUCCCUGAUAAUUUCUCGAGAAAGUCGGGCGCUGCUCAGGCGGUGAUGAGGCGCAUCGGCAUGCAGCUAAUCGCGGACAAGAAGGCUGCGAUCUUGAAAGCUGCUGAGUCUGAGAAGGAUAAGGAGAAUGAUGAUGGCAGCAGUCUUCAUGGACGCGACUUGCUCACUCUUCUCAUCAAAGCGAACAUGAGCACCGAUAUCCCGGAGAGUCAACGGCUGUCCGACGCGGAUGUACUUGCACAGGUCCCAACCUUCCUCGUUGCAGGGCACGAGACGACCAGCAACGCAACAACGUGGUGCCUCUUUGCCCUCAGCCAGGCUCCCGAGGUGCAGCAGAAGCUGCGCGAGGAGCUCUGGAGCAUACCCACGGAGGAUCCCACCAUGGACGAGCUCAACGAGCUGCCAUACCUCGACGCCGUCGUGCGCGAGACGAUGCGCGUUCAUUCGCCCGUCGUUUCAACAAUCCGGAUGGCCGGUAAGGAUGACUUUAUCCCGCUUAACGCUCCAUAUACGGACGUGCACGGGCAGGUGCGCGAUAGCAUCAAGAUCGACCAGGGCACGCUCAUAUUGAUCCCGGUCCUAGCCAUAAAUCGUGCGAAGGAUCUGUGGGGGGAAGAUGCAUUUGAGUUUAAGCCUGAGCGAUGGGAAUCGCCUCCUGAUGUCAUCCAGACGAUUCCUGGCGUUUGGGGAAACCUGAUGAGUUUCCUCGGCGGUCCGCGCUCGUGCAUCGGGUACCGCUUCUCCCUCGUCGAGAUGAAAGCGCUGCUGUUCACUCUGGUUCGCGCAUUCGAGUUCGAACUUGCGGUGACGGCAAGCGAUAUCACGAAAAAGAGAGGGAUCGUGCAGCGUCCGUUCGUUACGAGCGAGAUGGAGAAGGGUCACCAGCUGCCCUUGCUCAUCAGACCGCACGUGCGGGUGUAAUGCUCCUUUACGUCUUUCUGCACCUGUUGAGUAAGCGUGUGGAAGAAGUGAGCGUCUACCCUGCUGUAUCAUGGACCUGGAAUUACCCUUGUAGUACUCUUCGCAAAUUCACGCACUAAUAGAACGGUAUCGGCCGAAUACGUAGAGACAAUCUUACCUUCGCCACGAAUGUUCUCAGUGACCCUUGCUCACCCCCACUCCACAUUUCCACUUAUGGUAAUACCAGUUAUUUUUGCACGAUCAUGUACAGAUUUGAAAUGAUAAGAGGCAAAAAGGUGAAAUAACCAUUGC
Molecule: messenger RNA, 1955 nt
Organism: Laetiporus sulphureus 93-53
Lineage: Eukaryota; Fungi; Basidiomycota; Agaricomycetes; Polyporales; Laetiporaceae
Product: cytochrome P450
Exons: 14
Coding region: 12-1664 (550 amino acids)
Molecular function (GO): oxidoreductase activity, acting on paired donors, with incorporation or reduction of molecular oxygen; iron ion binding; monooxygenase activity
Source: RefSeq, a predicted model, not a curated record